This is a messenger RNA of Cydia splendana, 4689 nucleotides long. RefSeq lists its product as uncharacterized. The record is from RefSeq and is a predicted model, not a curated record. The transcript has 12 exons. Gene Ontology annotation, cellular component: signaling receptor complex; plasma membrane. Gene Ontology annotation, biological process: cellular response to growth factor stimulus; protein phosphorylation; BMP signaling pathway. The coding region runs from base 607 to 4251 and encodes 1214 amino acids. Gene Ontology annotation, molecular function: transforming growth factor beta receptor activity; ATP binding. NCBI's taxonomy places the organism in Eukaryota, Metazoa, Arthropoda, Insecta, Lepidoptera, Tortricidae.
AAAUGAUAAGAAUCCCAUUUUAGAUAUUUAAUAGUACCCAAUGUUCACACAGGUAAACCUUUAAAUAGUCGUUUAAUAAAAAAUUAAGGAAAUGCUAAUUAACCUGCAGUAAUUAAGGCACAUCACGACAUGCGUGCGUGUUACUUAAAAAAAAACAAAUCAAUAUGUCGGCACGGGGCGAGGUGUUUGUCAACAUUCUAUCGAUCCACAUUUAAAAUUCAAGACUUCUCACUAACUGCGUCCUAAUCUAAAUAAAAUUAAACAAAUCCGGAAAAUUGCUAAAUUAAUAUCAAAAGUGUAAAAAAACAGUGUCAGUGACAACAGGCGAAUAUUAAGAACUUACGCAGUUCAAAUCUUCUAUCAACACAAAAACUACGCAAGAAUUUCUAAUCAGAGUUUUAAGUGGGUUAAAAAACCUUAACCGUGAUUAUUUAUCCAGCUAUUGUUACGAAUUGAAAUACCAAGUGAAUAGCGAAAACCGCAAAGUCACCAUGCCGUGCUGAAAAAUCAAUAAAAUCUGCAGUGUUGCGUUGCUAAGUUUUCGUAUUUAAAUAUGCACUUAACAACCUCGUGCCGUCCCAAGAUGCUACGAUUCGAAAUUUGAGAAUGGAAGGCUUGUUCGACCAAAGAAUGUCGCCGAUUAUAAAGUGUGUUGUUUUAUUCCUGUUUAUUUUUACGGCCAGAGCUCUAACUUCGAGACCGCAAGAGCCCCAGGACAAUAAAAACAGCAUCCAGCAAGUGAAACCUUACCAUUAUGUCCGGACUUUCACCAAAUACCAUCAUAGGAGAACAAUCCAGUGGAACAAUAAUAAUAAUAUGCAAGAUGACUGGCCAGUGACCCAUGACCAGCCAAAACUGGUUGCUAAAAGGAGUGUUCCGAAUUUAAAAGUUGUUGACGGUAACUGGCCGGUCGUAAGGAAAAGAAUACGGAAAAGAAGUGUGAGCAUUCCAAAUUUGAAUGAAUUUGCACCAGAUUCAAAUUCUGCCAACAUAAUAGGGGAUCAUAAUGCCAUAAGUCCGGGUAGUCCUGCUAAACUAGAGAAAUCUAGUAGGAAUGGGCUAUCCAAUGAUGUCAAGAAGGUCAAAGACAAGAUGGAGUCUCCAACUACAACCAGCUCUAUGGUGUGCCUGUAUAAGGCCAAUAGUAUUGCCAGAAGUACAACCACUUAUAAUGAUGAUAAGGGUGCUCAGAUGACUGUGGAAAAUGAUUUUGAUUCAGACAUACGGGGUGAAAUAACAGACGCAGAACUGAACGGUGAAGCGGUACAAUUGGAACAGUGUACGGACCCACGGGCCAUUUGCUACACUCUUUGGCGCUACGACAAGGCUGGCAACAUCACUGUGCUCGGACAAGGAUGCUGGAAGGCGUCAGAGAGCAGAGUGGACUAUUGCACGCGCCGUAACACGAGAGACAUCAACGCCACCUUCUGUAGCUGCAGCACAAACUACUGCAAUGCUGAUUUUACAUCAAUACCCGAAGAGGUGGUAACCCCCCGCGCGGAGUCCACGGUCCGCACCGCGUCCCUCCAGCCGAACUACUCGAACGCGAUCGCGUCCGCCAUGUUGGCUAUCGUCGCCAUCUUGGUUAUGGUGCUCGUGCUGAGGAAGUUCUACUGCAAACGGCAGGAUUUGGACAAGGACUUGAGCGAAGGGAAACAGGAAAAAGGAGGCAUAAUGGGUACCGGGCCUGAUGCUUUAGCAACCGGACUCUCCUGCGUGGACAACCUCACCCUUAUAGAGCAUAUCGGCCAAGGCAAGUUUGGAUCAGUUUGGCGCGGCAGUCUCGGUACCACACCAGUUGCUGUUAAGUUAUAUUCAAGCGCUAGCGCGUGGCAGAAAGAGGCAGCGAUAUAUGCGCUCCCUCACAUGUCACAUCCUAACAUACUGAAGUAUUAUGGAAGCGACAGUCGACCGGCACUAGAAGGCGGUCCGCGCUCUCACCUAAUCGUAGUAGAACUAUGCGACAGCACAUUGCGAGCUCGCUUAGAGGAAGCUCCUCUGACUUGGAUCGAGUUUGCUACUCUCGCACACGGGCUUAGUUCCGCGUUGGCACAUCUACAUACUAGCACGCCGUCAAAACCCUGUAUUGUGCACCGCGACGUGAACAGCUCCAAUGUGCUUAUUUGCAACGGACAGGCUCGCCUGGCUGAUUUAGGACUGGCUCAAGUCUUGCAUAGAAAUAAGAGGGCAAACGCUUCUGCUCUUACUGAGGCUGGCACUCUCCGCUACCUAGCCCCUGAAGCGCUAGACGGUGCUCUAGACCUAGACGGCGCCGGCUGGGCGCUCUGCGCCGUCGACGUAUACGCAUUAGGGCUAGUUCUGUGGGAGAUGCUCUGGAGAUGUUCAGGGGCUCAUCCCGGGCCUACACCCCCGCAUGCGGUCCCCUACCACGCCAUGCGGCCCCACAGGGCGAGCAUGCAGACGCUAGUAUCCCGGAAUAAGGCGCGCCCGCCGUUACCCAAGGGACCGGUAUCGGAAGCGAGGGCGCUGAAGAUCGCCAGCGACACUUGCGAUGAAUGCUGGGACCACGACGCUGAAGCCAGAUUAACAGCAGUGUGCGUGGAAGAGCGUAUGGCUGAACUGAAAGCCAUGCUGCAGACUCAAGGGCCAGUCAUCUAUGACAACAAUUUGCAUCCGCAUCAUCCAGGGGACCCCUCGAACCCCGCACCGGAGGGCGACAAGAACUCCAACUGCACGUCAACUCAGACCUGUGACGUCACCACCCCCCUCCUCUACCCGCACCCCCACAUCGGCCGCAACGCCUGCAUCGAGCGCAACACGCACACAAACACACACGACACGCACACACUCAUACAUAAAAGCCUAAAAGACAUCACGGUGCCCGCCGACCCUCCUAGGAUCAACAGUGAACAGUGCCUGUCUGUCGCUAGACCUUCUCAUAGACAGAUUCUAGACUAUGAAAACUCAGACAGAUUUAAUGAGAUUAGAUCUUAUCAAAGACCUUUAGACUAUGUCCCUAAUGACGUAAGCUCCCAUGACGACAGGGGACCGAAACAAACUAAUCUGCUACAAGAAGUCAAAGUUGAAAAACCUAAAUGGGGCAUAAGGAAGUUCUUUGAGAAAAAACUGAACAGGUCUAAAGUUGAAACUGAAGUUAAACUGGUACCUGAAACAACGCAGAACAGAACUAAGACUUCCAUAGUCAACGAGAAACCUAGCAACAUAUUCAGGCCUUCAAAUCUAGUUAUUAAUCAGGAUAGAAGUCCAUUCAACUUCGAAGGACCUUGCACUUUAUCACCACCGAAUAGAACUCUUUCUCCAACGAUGAUGAUAGAAUCUGAGAUGAGGACUGAGAAUAAUGUCUUCGGUUUCAAAGAGUUACCGACAAAUGAAAUUGAUCAACCGAAUCAAGUCUUCGCUGUCAUUGUUCCAAAAUCAAAGCCUAAUUUUACUAAUUUGAUUGAAUUAAAAAAACGGGGAAGCUCAGAGAGUAUUAAUAAAAAUUCAGUUCGUACCUCAAUGUCUUCGCAAAGCAUUUUUAAGUCGGGAAAUUCAGAGUCCGAAGACUCAACAGUCAAGAAGAGACUAAGCUGUGAUAAUAGAAUCAUCACUAAUUCUAACAGUGCUAGUUCUUCAAGAGCUAGCAUCAAUUUAGAACUUCAGUAUAUCGAUAAUCCAACUCCAAACUUCACUGGAAAUACCAGUCCUUUUGACUUAAAUUCUGACUGUUCUUCAAGUGAAGAUGAACAUCUAAUGCUUCUAUCUGAAAACGGGGGCUCAAAAAUAACCAUGCAAACCAUAAAACCCGAGGAAAAAAAGAAAUACCAGAACGAAGUCUUAAAAGAAGCGACCCAUACAAAAACUGACUUUAGUUUCAACAAAUUUCAAAAUAAAUAUACCAACUUUGAUAAUGAAUUUAGUGAUCCUAAUGAUAAAGAAAACUUAGUAAACGGCUAUAGCGGAGAUAACCCUGUUUACUUAGCAGCCUUAAACGGCGAAAUCGAUACAACAGACUUGAAAUAUGUUGAAGAAAAGCCUAAAUCACCGAAGCCGUCUUUGAAAAACUUGACUAUAAAGCGGCAGCAUUCUUUAGAGCAAGUUAGUGAGAUCUUUUCAUCGUCUGGGGACAUUCAUCUACAGAACCCAGCAGGGAGAGUGAAGACUCCUGGAGACUUGCCAGUAGCUGUCCGGAGAGCUAGGAGGGAUAGGGCCUUACAGAAGGGAAGAGCGAACGAGUGCAACAGACUAAGCCUAUAUGACGAUAGGAUGAUGUUCGGUAAUAGUUUGUAAAAGCACUAAAUGUAGUUUUGUACUUGUGACGUCAUUUGGUGUUUAGUAUGGCUAAGCGACUGAUUCCUAUUUAAUUCGUGUUGAAUUUAGGUUUCGACAUGUUAAACUAUGUAUACAGGGUGUCCCAAUACUUAUGGCAAGGUCACUAUAAAGUUAGGCUGGAUCCUUUUCGUAAACCUUCCUGGGUUCGUUUGCCAGGAGACAGUUCAACCAAUAUGACGUCACUUAAUAGUUUAGAUUAAAAAUAAGGCUUUUAAAGAACUUACGGCUACUUCUCUCUCUUAAUAUAGAGAGUAAGAAAGAGCAAACGCCUCGCGCUAAACUUGAAAACAUGUGUCAUUUUGUUGCAUUUGUGAAUUUUACUGCAUUUUUUAAUUUUAUUAAAAUUGGUGCCUGAAUGUUUAAGAUACGACUCUCAUUACUGAUAUAAUUUUGCUC